UGCGCGCGGACUGAUCACCGGAAGGUCUGAUCUCGCUUUUGGUCUCUCACGCGCAUCCAUUCGGUUGCGCGUGCCGCCGCGAUGUGGGUUCGAACUGCGGAGCGUUGACAAAUGAACCGAGGAAACAUCACGGAUCAAGCGGUGUCCCUUCGGCUUCCCGAGGAGUGGCGAGGCUGACGGCUUCAUUAAUGAUGCGAGGACUGGACAACAGCACCUUCCAGUCCAGUCUCCCAGUGGCUGCUGACAUCACAGUGAGCGUGUUUUACUCCCUGUUUGGUGUUUGUUCGCUCUGUGGCAACAGUAUGCUGCUGUAUGUGUCCUACAAGAGGAAACACCUCUUAAAACCAGCAGAGUUCUUCAUUAUUAACCUGGCCAUCAGUGACCUGGGCAUGACCCUCAGCCUUUACCCCCUUGCUGUCACCUCUAGCCUCGCCCACAGGUGGCUUUAUGGGAGGACAAUGUGUAUAAUCUAUGCUUUCUGUGGUGUUUUAUUUGGGAUCUGCUCUCUGACCACGCUUACUAUACUCAGCAUUGUUUGCUGUCUAAAAGUCUGCUAUCCACUUCACGGUAAUAGGUUCAGUUAUGAACAUGGUUGUGUGCUAAUAGCAUGCGCGUGGGCCUAUGCACUCGUGUUUGCUUGCUCCCCCCUUGCUCACUGGGGGCAGUACGGUCCUGAACCCUAUGGCACGGCCUGCUGUAUCGACUGGGCCUGGUCGAAUCACGACUCCAUCGCCCGCUCCUUCAUCACUGUGCUCUUCAUCGCCUGCUACCUGCUGCCCUGCGGCAUCAUCAUUGUCUCCUACACACGCAUACUGCUCACAGUCCGAGAGUCUCGCAGAGCGGUAGAGCAACACAUCUCAGCACAGACACGCAUGGCCAACAUCCAGACCAUCAUAGUGAAGUUGAGUGUUGCAGUGUGUAUAGGCUUCUUCUCUGCAUGGAGUCCGUAUGCACUGGUGUCUAUGUGGGCGGCAUUUGGCCAUUUCGAUGACAUCCCACCCCUAGCCUUCGCUGUACCAGCCAUGUUUGCCAAAUCCUCCACCCUUUAUAACCCGCUCAUCUACCUCUUGCUAAAACCCAAUUUCCGCCACCUCCUCUGCAAGGACGUGCGUUCCCUGCAUGGGUUUUGUGUGCACCACUGCCUGUGCAAAUGUUUUUCACACUGCAGUAUGCGACCCCUGCGACGACGAGCCCAAUCCAUCUCCGAAUCAAUGGGUGGGCCAAUUGGCCCAUGUCACUGCCCUUGUGAGAGGUGCAACGACCCAUUUGAGCAAUUUAAACACUACCCACGCCCCUGUCCGGUCAAGAUUAACACUGUACAGUUGUCACUGCAGGACAGAUCCAAGCCAGAAUUGGAGCCCGUGCUAGAACAAGGAUGCAGAAUGGUGAAAGAACGGAGAACAAAGAGCCAAUUAAUGGAGGUGAAGAAAUCUGUGCGAGUGAUCGUGAGGGGUCAGAAAUGCUCAGAGAUUGACAGUCUGGAGAUCACCUUGGAAAUGGUGCCUGCUCACAGCAAAGCUGCCAAAAACGGCAAAUCUUAA
Xyrauchen texanus (razorback sucker) is the source of this 1541-nucleotide messenger RNA. Its product is annotated as opsin-5-like. Gene Ontology annotation, cellular component: membrane. Lineage: Eukaryota; Metazoa; Chordata; Actinopteri; Cypriniformes; Catostomidae. Bases 189 to 1541 code for a protein of 450 amino acids. Gene Ontology annotation, molecular function: G protein-coupled receptor activity. Gene Ontology annotation, biological process: visual perception; G protein-coupled receptor signaling pathway. The record is from RefSeq and is a predicted model, not a curated record. The transcript is spliced from 6 exons.